GCCGCCCCGUCGAGGACGAACCCUGGCCCGGCGGGCGGCGGCGCGGAGAGAGGCUCCGAGGCGGGUACCGCCACCCGUCCCGCCCGCAGCGCCCCGCGCCCGGAGCCGCCGAGAUUGACUGGGGCGGAGCGGAGCGCGGCGCGGCCGCGGAGCCGGAGCCGGCCGAGGAGGAGUGCGGGCGGCGGGACACCAUGUCCAAACCGGUGGACCACGUCAAGAGACCGAUGAACGCUUUCAUGGUGUGGUCGCGGGCGCAGAGACGGAAGAUGGCCCAGGAGAACCCCAAGAUGCACAACUCGGAGAUCAGCAAGCGACUGGGCGCCGAGUGGAAGCUGCUGAGCGAGGCGGAGAAGCGGCCCUUCAUCGACGAGGCCAAGCGGCUGCGGGCCAUGCACAUGAAGGAGCACCCCGACUACAAAUACCGGCCGCGCCGCAAGCCCAAGACGCUGCUCAAGAAGGACAAGUUCGCCUUCCCCGUGCCCUACGGGCUGGGCGCCGUGGCCGAGCACGAGCCCCCGCACGGGCUGAAGGCGGCGGCGCUGCACGGCGGGGCCGCGGGCGGGCUGGGGCCCGACUCGCUGCUGGGCAACCCCGAGAAGGCGGCCGCCGCCGCCGCCGCGGCCGCCGCGCGCGUCUUCUUCCCGCAGUCGGCCGCCGCCGCGGCCGCCGCCGCCGCUGCCGCCGCCGCGGGCGGCCCCUACUCGCUGCUGGACCUGGGCUCCAAGAUGGCCGAGAUCUCCUCGUCGUCGUCGGCGGGCUCGGCGCUGCCCUACGCCUCCUCGCUGGGCUAUCCCGGCGCCGGCGGGGCGGGAGCUUUUCACGGGGCCGCCGCCGCCGCCGCUGCCGCGGCCGCCGCCGCCGGGGGGCACACGCACUCGCACCCGUCCCCCGGCAACCCGGGCUACAUGAUCCCCUGCAACUGCAGCGCCUGGCCCGGGCCCGGGCUGCAGCCUCCGCUGGCCUACAUCCUCCUGCCGGGCAUGGGCAAGCCCCAGCUGGACCCGUACCCCGCGGCCUACGCCGCCGCGCUAUGACCCGCGCUGUGAGCCGCUGCCCGGGGGAAGCGGGCGGAGAGCGGCGGAGCCGCCGCCGACCUGUUGCGCGCCGCCCCGCCUCGAGCUCGUGUGUGUGUUGCAUGCGGAUAGCCGAGCUGAGAGGGAGUGAGAAAAAGAGGAAAAGAAAAAUGAAAAAAAAAAAGAACAAAAAAAAGAACAAAACCGAACAACCUUCCCCCCUCCCCCACCUCCCCCCAAGACCGUCCGUCCAUCCGUCCCCUCGAAAAAAGUGCUUCCUCGGGGACGUGGGCUCGGGAAGGGCCGCGCGGGGAUGCGCCGUUCCCCCGGGACGGUUCCCACGGGGGCAGAGAUGGGGCGGUGCCGCUCCGCUCCGCGGGUGUCAGCCCGGGACUGUACAUGUGUCAAUGUCUGUGGCAACGUUAGGUCUCGGAUCGGAAAGUCUGUCGCUUCCUUUGCCCACGGUCGAGUCGGUUUGAAGCUGAAGAAAAGGGAAAGAAAAAAAAAAAAAAGGAAAAAAAAAAAAAGUGAUGGAAUGCCUUUCAAAGGGAAUAAACAUAUUGCGGGACCGUUCGGGGAUCGCGAUAUGAUCUAAGGUUAAAUCAGACUUUUUUGUCUGAGUGCUAAUUAUCUAUUUAUUAUGUAGCUGAACUGAAGCAGAGCUUUGCUUUGACGGAAGAGUAUUUCUCAUUUAAAGAAACCCCGUCCCCGCCACCACAGAGUGUGUCACUGUGUCUCGGAGAACCCCCCCCCUUCCCCCACUCCAAAGCCCCCCUUAUCCCGUUUAGCUGAUUUUAGAGCGACCGCAAUUCAAUUGCAAGUGACGAUUUGAAGCCGGAACACAAAUUUUAGAGGGGAAUCCUCCAUCGGUUUAUAGAGUUCUUUUUGGUUUACUUUUGUAAUGUGUAUAUUUUGACUAAUGGUUGUGAAUGAAGCUGGCUAACCUGUAUUUAGUUUCAUUUUGGCUUUAUGUAAUAUAAAGUAAAACGACAACGGAAAGAAAGGAAACAAAGAUUAAGUAUUGGUUUUAACAUUUACGUGUAAAUGGUUUUCUUGUGUGACCUUCUAAUUUAAAGUUAGACGUCUGAACGAUAUCUGUACAUUAGAUUCCGACUGCCACUCUGUUCAUUUUUGAACAAAGAGUUUAAAUAAAGCCUGAAGCAGGGAAAGGAGAACCCCUCUCGUUCUCGUGGCGUUCCUCUCAGCUCCCAUCGCAUCGCCCCUCCGCGCCGCCCCGGCUGAGGUGUACGGUGUCCUCAAGGCGCUCUUUGUUUCAUCCUGAAUAGAUUUACGGGGAUAUCUAAAUCGGGCCAUUGUUAUU
Tympanuchus pallidicinctus (lesser prairie-chicken) is the source of this 2334-nucleotide messenger RNA. RefSeq names its product SRY-box transcription factor 21 (gene SOX21). Lineage: Eukaryota; Metazoa; Chordata; Aves; Galliformes; Phasianidae. Gene Ontology annotation, molecular function: DNA-binding transcription factor activity, RNA polymerase II-specific; RNA polymerase II cis-regulatory region sequence-specific DNA binding. Gene Ontology annotation, biological process: negative regulation of transcription by RNA polymerase II; positive regulation of transcription by RNA polymerase II; anatomical structure morphogenesis. The coding region runs from base 192 to 1034 and encodes 280 amino acids. The record is from RefSeq and is a predicted model, not a curated record. The transcript has a single exon.